Amorphotheca resinae ATCC 22711 is the source of this 645-nucleotide messenger RNA. RefSeq lists its product as hypothetical. The transcript has 2 exons. The record is from RefSeq and is a predicted model, not a curated record. Lineage: Eukaryota; Fungi; Ascomycota; Leotiomycetes; Helotiales; Amorphothecaceae. The annotation marks the transcript as partial.
UCCAGCACCAUGGAUCACGUAAAAUGGUUCAAGAAAACCGUCGCGGCCAACCAGUCAGACACUCAAAAGAGUGAUGAAGCAGCCUACAGCCACCUCCUGCAAUCCAGUGAUGACGAUUCAACCUUCGAAAACGAAAAGGGAAUUGUCGAACAGGCCCAGACUGCCAAAGCUCGCCGUCUCAACCGCUUCUUCGUUCUCUUCUCAAAGUCAGUACUCAUCAUCUUCGCCCUCUGGGGGGUAUUCAACAUCGGGAGAUACUCCGUCCGUGCCAUUUGGCCCAAGAAACCUGUUUCCUGCUCCUGUGGCGGGACCACCGUCGUCGAAGCCAAGGCUCGCGGCUGCAUCUUCACACCCUUAGCCAUUGCCUGGCUUCCACCUCAGUGUUUAGACAUGGAACUCGCAGAUGAAUUUGAUCAAAUCGGUCCGGAGGGGGGCUGGCCCUACUACGCAGACCUCAAUGGCACCAUACCGCUGACUCGCGAGGAGGUAGGAGCCAUUGCAGACAUCCCGGGAGGAGUCUUUUAUACUACGCAGGAAUGGCACAUCAUGCACUGCAUGUAUACUUGGCGCAAGCAUUAUCGCUCCAAGUUCACAGGUGUUACCAUCGAGCAGAGGUCGAAUGGACUGAAGCAUAUCCAUCAUUGU